Messenger RNA from Gadus morhua (Atlantic cod), 6427 nucleotides. It is a transcript of the gene corin, whose product is annotated as corin, serine peptidase. Bases 458 to 3691 code for a protein of 1077 amino acids. Gene Ontology annotation, biological process: proteolysis. The record is from RefSeq and is a predicted model, not a curated record. The transcript has 24 exons. Gene Ontology annotation, cellular component: membrane. NCBI's taxonomy places the organism in Eukaryota, Metazoa, Chordata, Actinopteri, Gadiformes, Gadidae. Gene Ontology annotation, molecular function: serine-type endopeptidase activity; protein binding.
UCCUGGGAGUGCCUUAAUUUGCCGGUGACCGCUUGGCGGUUGGUCUAGUCCGACUAUCGGUUCAUACCGUGGUAACGGGUCUAUGCGUGCUUUUCACUAUCCUAAAAGUUGUAAGCAUAGGCUACUCUCUUUAUAUCUUUACGCCGUCCGGCCUGGAAUUCGGUUUGAAUAGGUUAUGAAACAACAACCGAUAGAGCUGCUUCUCUUAUAGAGAGAGAGAGAGAGAUACCGUCAGAGAGUGCAUUCUCCGGUAUAACGACAUCGUCAGAAAGACAUCCACUGAGAUGCCUUCCCUGCCCUCGGUAUCAUCACCGCCACCAGCUCGUUCUCUCACCGGAUCGGUAGCCGCUAUGCAGGGGCAAGGCGCGUGCUGCAGAUAACCGGUACGCUGCUUCCACCGUAGAGGUCACCGGCGACUAGAGGACAGGCCUCAGGUGGAGCAGAAGGCGGGGACAUAAUGGGGGAGGCGUGUCCUCACAAGCUUGGAUCGACCAAUCACCCGCGUCUCCUCCUGUACAUCCUCAUCCCGACCAUCAGCCUAUUGGCUGCUCUGCUGCUGCUCAUACUGGCACUGACAGGAAUCUUUGGCAGUGGACUUAUCGACUCCAGAAUCCAUUCCUCAUCUCCCUACGGUUCUGUCGCCGAUAGAAACCACCUAAACCAAUCGCUAUUUGACAAUGACAACGACAACUUCACCGCCUCCCAGGGAAACCAUAGCAACGGCGAUGAUGCCACACCCAGUGACUCACCGGUCACAGGUGGCCUCCCAUUGGACCGGACGACCGACCCCACACCUGCUGCCAACUCCGCCUCCCCGACGCCUGCCACUCAGCCUUACACCCUGGCGCCUGAUUUGUUGACCUCAGUGACCUCUCUGAGCACCUCCUGGCCAAUGAGCACCUCUCAGGAAGCGGACACAGGUAGCUGCCAGGUGGUGUUGGAGCCUCAGUGUCACAUGUUACCCUACAACCAGACUUGGCUCUCCUCCUCGGUUGCCGUGGUGAAGAGCUCGGAGGUGGACAUGUUGCUACGGUUCUUCAGCUACCUGAGCAGGCUGUCUUGCUACAGACACAUCAUGUUGUUCGGCUGCUCCCUUGCUCUGCCUGAAUGUUCUCCCAGAAACCAAACGCAAGAAAGGAGGGUGGUGCUUCCCUGCUGGUCCUUCUGUGAGGCUGCGAGGGAGGGAUGUGAGCCCGUCCUCCAGAUGUUCAACGCCUCCUGGCCUGACUUCCUGAGAUGCUCUCAGUUCCAGAACCUCUCCUCCUCAUCCCCGUCGCCCCCGGAGACCAGCUGCUACUCCCCCCGCCAGGUCAAGGGGAAGCCCUCCGUGUGUGGGGGCCACAACCACUUCCUGUGUGCGACGGGCAUAUGUGUGCCCCAGAAACUCGUCUGCAACGGAUACAACGACUGUGACGACUGGAGCGACGAGACACACUGUGUCUGCGUGGAGGGGGAGUUCCGCUGUGAGACGGGUCGCUGCCUGUCGCACUCUCUGGUGUGCGACGGUUACGAUGACUGCGGAGACCUGUCUGAUGAAGUCAACUGUGUGUGUGACCCAGCCCGUGAGCAUCGCUGUGGGGAUGGCCGAUGUGUGUCUAACGACUGGCUCUGCGACGGGGACCACGACUGUGUCGACAAAACCGACGAAGUCAACUGUUCGUGUAAGAGCCAGGGUCUGCUGGAGUGUAGGAACGGUCAGUGUAUCCCCUCGGCGUUCCGCUGUGACGGAGACAACGACUGCAAGGACGGCAGCGACGAGGAGAACUGUCACCAGACCCAGACAGACUGUGUUCCUGGCCAGUCCAGCUGUAUCUCCAACCCCUGUCCUGCUCAGUGUGGAGCCAACAGCACCACCUGCCUGUCUCCACCAACCAACACCUCCUGCACUCAGUGUGAGCCGAUCACGUUGGAGCUUUGUAUGAACCUGCCCUACAACAGCACCACCUACCCCAACUACCUGGGCCACAUGUCCCAGCGGGAGAGCUCUGUCUCCUGGGAGGCGUCCCUGUUCCCCGCCCUGGUGCAGACGGGCUGCUACCAGUACCUCAUGUUCUACGCCUGCACCCUGCUGGUGCCCAAGUGUGACCCCGUCAGCGCCCAGAGGAUCCCCCCCUGCAGGUCUCUUUGUCGUAAGGCUAAGGAGCGCUGUGAGGCCGUGCUGGGGGUGGUGGGUCUGCCCUGGCCUGAGGGCUCAGAGUGUAACCAGUUCCCCCAGGAGGGAAACGCCACCUGUCUGCUACCUGAAGACGGCAUUGACGAGUGUUCGCCCAGCCACUUCAAGUGUCGCUCAGGGAGGUGCGUCCUAGCUACCAAACGCUGUGACGGACACCUGGACUGUGAUGACCACAGCGACGAGGAAAACUGCGGCUGUGCAGAGCGGGGCCUUUGGGAGUGUCCCGGGAGCAAGGUGUGUAUCCAGAUCAGCAUGAUCUGUGACGGCUUCCCUGACUGCCCCCUGCUGGUGGACGAGGUCAACUGCUCAUUGUGCAGGGACAACGAGCUGGAGUGUAACAACCACCAGUGUGUCCAUCGCACGCUGUGGUGUGACGGAUACAAACACUGUUCUGACAGCUCAGACGAGUGGCACUGUGUCUCCCUGGUGGACGUCUCUGGGUGGGCGUUAACAGUGUUCAGGACGGGGUCCCAGUAUCAGGUGUGUGCUGACGAAUGGAACCCUCACCUCAGCCAGCUCACCUGCUCUCAGCUGGGCCUAGGUGCACCGUCCACUGUUACCAUGGUAGCAGAGCAGCCCGGGGUUGCGGGGCGUCGCCGUUGGUUACACGUCCACCCUGAGUGGGACCAGAAGGAGGGCGCUGCGCUCCAAGCCCGCCUCGAGAAGAGGAGUCACUCCUGUUAUUCCAGAAAGAGGGUAUCCGUCCUCUGUGCCAAAGAAGACUGUGGGCUGCGUCCUGCCCCCCCCCCGCGGGCGGCCCCCCACCGUAGGAAGAGGAUCCUGGGGGGCCGGGCGUCCCGCCCCGGCCGCUGGCCCUGGCAGUGCUCCCUGCAGAGCGGGGCCAGCGGACACAUCUGUGGCUGCGUGCUGAUUGGCCCCAAGUGGGCCCUCACCGUCGCACACUGCUUCGAAGGGAGAGAGAGUGCGGAGCUGUGGCAGGUGGUGUUAGGUUUGAAUAACCUGGACCACCCCGGUGCUCACAGCCAGACCCGAGGGGUGCGCUCCAUUAUCGUUCACCCCCGCUACAACCGGGCGGUGGUGGACUACGACAUCAGCAUCAUCCAGCUGGAGACAGAGGUAGAGGAGACAGAGUUCGUGAGGCCUGUGUGUCUACCUGAUCUAGACCAGCUCCCUCUGCCUGACGCCUACUGUUACAUCACCGGAUGGGGCCACACGGGGAACAGGAUGCCCUUCAAGCUGCAGGAGGGAGAGGUUCGUAUCAUCUCACUGUCUCACUGCCAGUCGUACUUCGACAUGAAGACCAUCACCUCCAGGAUGCUCUGUGCCGGCUUCGAGGCCGGCACCGUGGACUCCUGCAUGGGCGACAGCGGGGGUCCGUUGGUGUGUGAGGAGCAGGAUGCGGCGGGUCCACUGGGCCGCUGGACCCUGUUCGGUCUCACCUCCUGGGGCAGCGUGUGCUUCAGCAAGGUCCUUGGACCGGGCGUCUACAGCAACGUCACACACUUCACCCCCUGGAUCCAACGGCAGAUAUACCUGCACACCUACCUGCUGGACUAGAACCACACACCUACCUGUCUACUGGAAUAGAGCCACGCAUAUACACCUAUCUACUGGAAUAGAACCACACAUAUACACCUAUCUACUGGAGUAGAACCACACAUAUACACCUAUCUACUGGAAUAGAACCACACAUAUACACCUAUCUACUGGAGUAGAACCACACAUAUACACCUAUCUACUGGAAUAGAACCACACAUAUACACCUAUCUACUGGAGUAGAACCACACAUAUACACCUAUCUUCUGGAAUAGAACCACACAUAUACACCUAUCUACUGGAGUAGAACCACACAUAUGCACCUAUCUACUGGAGUAGAACCACACAUAUACACCUAUCUACUGGAAUAGAACCACGCAUAUACACCAAUCUACUGGAAAAGAGCCACAACUAAGUUCCUAUCUACUGGACUAGAGCCACAAAUAUACACUUAUUUACUGGACUAAAACUACAAUGUACACAUAUCUACUGGAAUAGAACCACAAAUAGACAUCUACCUAUCUGGCCGCAAAAAUAAAGAUGUAAGGAGGUAAACAAAAAAUGAAAAAAGUACAGAUUUGCCAAACACAGUAAUGCUAGCAGUUGUGAACGGUAACUAAGUACAUUAACUCAAGUACUCAGGUAGUACUUCACUCUUUGUACCUGUCUUUUAAUGUUGGUUUACGUUACUACUAAGUUAUUCUGUUAGUACAUUAACUCUAGUCGACCACCUUAGGACCAGGUACAUUAACUCUUUGACCAACUUAAGACCAGGUGUAUUAGUACAUUAACUCUAUUCUCCCACCUUCAGACCAGGUGUAUUAGUACAUUAACUCUAUGACCACCUUUAGACCAGGUGUAUUAGUACAUUGACUCUAUUCUCCCACCUUCAGACCAGGUGUAUUAGUACAUUAACUCUAUUCUACCACCUUCAGACCAGGUGUAUUAGUACAUUAACUCUAUGACCACCUUUAGACCAGGUGUAUUAGUACAUUGACUCUAUUCUCCCACCUUCAGACCAGGUGUAUUAGUACAUUAGCCGUAGUCAACCACCUUAAGACCAGGUGUAUUAUUCAAUUAAGUCUAUGACCACCUUAAAACCAGAUGAUGUAGGCCCCUUUUCCACCGACAGAACCAGCUAAACUUGCUUCGACUCGGCCCGCCAUUUUUUGCAUUUUGAUCGCCAAAAUGAGGUACCUAGUACCUGAUACUUUUUUAGUCUCAUCUACGUCGAGGUUCCAAGAGAGCUGAUCCGCUAUGAAGCGCAUGUGUGCUAUGAAGACCCGCCCACGUUGAAGAGGUGCUUUCUAGAUGGAAAAACGACGUGCCACGGUGCCUGGAAUCAAACCAAGUUGUGCCACGCUAAGUCUUGACAAGUUGAGCUGGUGCUGUCGGUGGAAAAGGGGCAUUAGUACAUUAACUCUAGUCGACCACCUUAAGACCAGGUGUAUUAGCACCCUAACUCUGGUCGACCACCUUAAGACCAGGUGUAUUAGCACCCUAACUCUAGUCGACCACCUUAAGACCAGGUGUAUUAGCACCCUAACUCUAGUCGACCACCUUAAGACCAGGUGUAUUAGCACCCUAACUCUAGUCGACCACCUUAAGACCAGGUGUAUUAGCACCCUAACUCUAGUCGACCACCUUAAGACCAGGUGUAUUAGUACAUUAACUCUGUAGUGUACUACCUUUUAACCAGGCGUAUUAGUGCUUUAACUUUGUAGUUGAUUAUCUUUCAACCAGGUGUAUUAGUACUUUAACUCUGUAGUCCGUUAUCUUUCAGCCUAUUGUAUUAGUGCUUUAACUCUGUAGUCUGUUACCUUUCAACCAGGUGAAUUAGUACUUUAACUCUGUAGUCUGCUACCUUUCAACCAGGUGUAUUUGUACUUCAACUCAAGUAUUGGGGGUUGUGCAGUCGGCCCCCCUCUGCUUCUAGUGCCUAUACUCGAUGCUGUGUCUGUAACUCACAGGUAGGGGGCGCCACUAACCCCAGUAACGAUAUGACCCUGCAGCGGUUCCAUGCCUUGACGAUGGACCCAUGAGCAAGCUGCUCCUCUCAUUAGCGCCUCGUUAGAUAGUAGCGCUGCUACUAUCGACAUACAGGCCCACUUAGUUAGAACCAGGACAACUGUGAGCAGACUCUGCUUCAAACAACAGCUUUCCCGUGGUCUCCUGGCAACGGGGACCAUCCCAGGACCUCUGUGGUAAACCUCAGUGUAGCGAACUUGCGAGCUAAGUUAGCGCUGCUUUCCGCAAAGCUUCUCUCUAUCGUGCCUGUAUUCAAACUGUGUUGCUUUGUAUCAAGUCCUCAACUUGCGUGCGUGUGUGUGUGUGUGUGUGUGUGCAUGUGUGUUAUAUUCAGGAGCUCUUUCUCUGUUCUGUGUGAUAACAGGAACAUUCCACUAGUCGUAUGUGUUGAUGAUUUCUGCUUUCUUUUCUACAAGUAUUUUUCUACUGCUUUUCUAUGUCAUGCUAGUUAUAGAAGAUGAGACGUGUGUGUGUGUGUGUGUGUGUGUGUGUGUGUGUGUGUGUGUGUGUGUGUGUGUGUGUGUGUGUGUGUGUGUGUGUGUGUGUGUGUGUGUGUGUGUGUGUGUGUGUGUGUCCCAUGCCAGUAUUAGCGGUCACACAUUGUACUCGUUGGUGAUGAUGAUGAAGAAGAGGAGUUGUUUGUAAACACGAUGUUCACGAUGUUGUAAACAGAUUUGAUUUGUGUUGUUCUGUAUGCCACCAUUAAACCUGUACGCACAACGUUAAGAA